Messenger RNA from Notothenia coriiceps (black rockcod), 1926 nucleotides. It is a transcript of the gene eps15l1a, whose product is annotated as epidermal growth factor receptor pathway substrate 15-like 1a. The record is from RefSeq and is a predicted model, not a curated record. Bases 26 to 1666 code for a protein of 546 amino acids. The transcript has 17 exons. Gene Ontology annotation, molecular function: calcium ion binding; cadherin binding. Lineage: Eukaryota; Metazoa; Chordata; Actinopteri; Perciformes; Nototheniidae. Gene Ontology annotation, cellular component: cytoplasm; plasma membrane; clathrin coat of coated pit. Gene Ontology annotation, biological process: endocytosis; endosomal transport.
GUGCGUUCCCGCAGCAACAGGGAAGAUGGCAGCUCUCACAUCUCUCACCCAGUUAUCUAGUGGGAACCCUGUAUAUGAGAACUUUUACAGACAGGUGGACCCUGGGAAUACGGGUAGAGUUGGACCAACAGAAGCUGCCUUGUUCCUAAAGAAGUCUGGACUCCCUGACAUUACAUUGGGAAAGAUUUGGGAUUUGGCCGAUCCCGAUGGCAAAGGAUAUCUUGACAAACAGGGGUUUUACGUAGCUCUGCGUUUGGUGGCCUGCGCUCAGAAUGGUCAUGAAGUUAGUCUCUCCAGCCUCAACCUCACAAUCCCCCCACCCAAGUUUAAGGACACCAGCAGUCCGUCUCUAAGCAGCACAGCUCCUCCCUCCAGCGAAUUACACUGGGCUGUCAGGCCCGAGGAGAAGAAUACAUUUGAUGGGAUCUUUGAGAGUUUGGCUCCAGUCAAUGGCCUGCUGUCAGGAGACAAGGUGAAACCAGUCUUAAUCAACUCCAAGCUACCUCUGGACAUCCUUGGGAAGGUUUGGGACCUGAGUGACAUUGAUAAAGAUGGCCACCUGGACAGAGAUGAGUUUGCAGUGGCCAUGCACCUGGUGUACCGGGCCUUGGAGAAGGAGCCGGUCCCCUCCCUCCUCCCCUCCUCCCUCAUCCCGCCGUCCAAGAGGAAGAAGAGUCUGGGCUCAGUGGCUGGCUCUGCCACUGGACUACCUGCAAGCCCCCCCCCACCAAAAGACUCGUUACGCUCCACACCCUCUCAUGGCAGCAUGAACUCACUCAACAGCACCGGCAGCCUGUCGCCCAAACACACACUCAAGUCUGGACAGCAUUCAUUGAACUGGGUGGUCCCAGUGUCAGACCGUGGUCGCUAUGACGACAUCUUUCUGAAGACUGACGCCGAUCUGGACGGUUUUGUCAGCGGGCAUGAAGUAAAAGACAUCUUCAUGCACUCUGGACUCUCUCAGAACCUCCUGGCCCACAUAUGGGCUCUGGCAGACACCAGGCAGCUAGGCAAGCUGACCAGGGAGCAGUUUGCUCUCGCCAUGUAUCUCAUCCAGCAGAAGGUCAGCAAGGGCAUCGAUCCUCCACAGGCCCUGACUGCCGACAUGUUACCCCCCUCAGAGAGAGGGACCCCUGUACCAAGUAUGUCAGGAUACAUGACCCCAGUGGGAUCGGAGAUGGCUGCUCUGUCUGAAAUGAGAAGGGACAGCUCCAGUUCAGUGGGUUCAGGCGAGUUCACCGGAGUCAAGGAUCUGGAUGACAUCAGCCAGGAAAUAGCACAGUUGCAGAGCACACUUGCCUUUACCCAGUGGAAUACUAUCAGGGAGAAGUACACACUGGAGCAGGACAUUAGGGACGCGGAGGAGGCCAUCAGACACAAGAGUGCAGAGGUGCAGGAGAUGCAGAAUGACCUGGACAGAGAGACGGCCAGCCUGCAGGAGCUGGAGGCUCAGAAACAAGACGCCCAGGACCGCCUGGAAGAGAUGGACCAGCAGAAACACAAGCUGGAGGACAUGCUGAACGAGGUCCGGGUCAAGUGCCAGGAGGAGUCUCACAUGAUACAUCCGUUCUCACAUGGUCAACCGGCAAAUGAACAAUGGCGCUGGAGGACAGGAAACAAACAAAAAGACGAAGGGGGCCUGGGCCAGCCACACCACGGGCCGUAGGACCCAGAGCUUCCCUCCGCUACCCAGAGACCUAACAAAUCCCUGCGGGAGAAAACAAAGCCGCGAAAACCUAAACUACCUGUUCCUCCAGAGUACAUAAAGACACAAAAACACUAGGAAUCUACAGAUCCUAAAGCAGCAGUAGAAGGAGGUAGUCCACGGACAACAUCUUCCGGCGUUAAGAUCGGGGAAGAGACCUCUUCUCCUCCAGCUUCUCCUUUUCAAGUCCCCAGCUGAACGUAAUUAGGACACCUGGGGGA